Molecule: messenger RNA, 3235 nt
Organism: Mugil cephalus (flathead mullet)
Lineage: Eukaryota; Metazoa; Chordata; Actinopteri; Mugiliformes; Mugilidae
Gene: wsb1
Product: WD repeat and SOCS box containing 1
Exons: 9
Coding region: 141-1424 (427 amino acids)
Biological process (GO): intracellular signal transduction
Molecular function (GO): protein binding
Source: RefSeq, a predicted model, not a curated record
CCGAGUGACGUCAGCAGCAUUGCAUCAGGAGAAAAGGCGCAGCUAUUUCCGCAGCGACUGUUUAUUUCUUUCGAGAUAUUUCCUUCGUACUGCUUACUGUCCGUGCUCGGCUUUUCUCUUAGGUCUGUGCCCUUAUUUAGAUGGCAAGCUUCCCAGAAUCUGUAAACGAAAAUGACCUAGGUAAGGCUAAGUUCAUUGGUGAACUCCUGGUGCCUGUGGCUCCUUUCGACCAGAAGUCUGGACGUGAGACUUGGACAGUAGCCUUUGCACCCAAUGGUUCCUACUUUGCUUGGUCUCAGGGGCAUCGCAUUGUCAGGCUCAUUCCAUGGACAAAAUGCCUGAAGAACUUUUCAGUGGGCCACGACGGAGAGGAAACCAAUGCCUUGAGCCCCCGGCGCUUGUCCCGUCAAAACAGCGACGGAAAACAAGUCAUCCCGGUGUCUGGCGAACCCCGCGAACACACCAUAGACUGCGGUGACAUCAUCUGGGGCUUAGCCUUUGGGUCCUCGGUGCCUGAGAAGCAGAGUCGCUGUGUCAACAUCGGGUGGCAUCGCUUCAAGUUCGGCGAGGACCAGUUGCUACUAGCGACGGGUCUCAACAAUGGUCGCAUCAAGAUCUGGGACGUUUACACGGGUAAAUUGUUGCUGAAUCUGAUGGAUCAUACUGAUCUAGUUCGAGACUUGACUUUUGCUCCUGAUGGCAGCCUUAUGUUGGUGUCUGCAUCAAGAGAUAAGACCCUUCGUGUAUGGGACCUUAAAGAUGAUGGUAACAUGGUGAAGGUUUUGCGGGGGCAUCAGAACUGGGUGUACUGCAGUGCCUUCUCCCCUGACUCCACCAUCCUGUGCUCAGUUGGUGCGGGCAAAGCAGUGUUCCUAUGGAACAUGGAUAAAUACACACUGAUCCGAAAGCUGGAGGGUCACCACAAUGAUGUGGUCUCUUGUGAGUUUUCACCAGACGGGGCGCUGUUGGCCACCGCCUCCUACGACACCCGGGUUAUUGUUUGGGACCACCACAAGGCCACUAUCCUGCUGGAGCUUGGCCAUCUUUUCCCCUCCCCUUCACCGAUUUUUGCUGGAGGAGCAAAUGACCGCUGGGUUCGCUCUGUGAGCUUUUGUCCCGAUGGCCGCCACAUCGCCAGCAUCACCGAUGACAAGCUACUUCGUUUCUGGAGCAUCGAGGAUAGGGCUCCUCAGGCAAUCGCCUCUGUCUCUAACGGCCUCUGCUGUGCCUUUUCUGCUGAAGGAAGUGUCCUUGCUGCUGGGACUCGCGAUGGUAGUGUGCACUUCUACGAGUGUCCUCGUAGCAUAGCCAGCCUGCAGCACAUGUGCAGAAUGGCUCUCCGCCGGGUGAUGACCACUCAGCAAGUCGAGACCCUUCCCAUUCCCACUCCGCUCUGUGACUACCUGACCUAUAAAGUCAUCUAAUCUCCAGCCCCUGCUGACCCAGUUGCACAUGUUGCUAACAUCAGCAUCCCGAACAGUGAAUUUUUCAUAGAACUUUGAACAAAUCAAAGUGACAAGAGGACAAGAGGAAAAGAGUUACGUUUUACCUGAAACCCCAAAGCCAUGUCAACAUCUCAACCCACAAUAUUUUGUACAUAUUUAUUUUUGUAUAUGCUUUUGUAAAUGAGAGUACUGGGACCUGCGCACCAUCCGUACAUGUAAGGACAGUUUUGGGCCCUCCUGUUUCUAGCGAAUCACUGCAGUACCUUGUAAGUGUCGAGCUCCUCUUCCAGUUGGCCCCCGCCCUCGCUCCCCACCAGCUUCAGUAAACCUCCUCGUCUUUUCCUCCGACUUGAAAUGGCUGCUGCGGUUAAUAGAGAGGCUUUCCAGUGGUGCUUGCUCUUUAAUGUCAGGUUUUCUUUUCGGUUUGCGUGGCGGAGCUAAAGGGAAGAGAAGAUUCUGAAGGCCAAUGCUCAGAUCUAUGAACUACUGAUACUGUGUUCUAGUAUCUUAAUAUCAUAUUGUCGUGAUAUACAAAUCAAAAUCACGUUUUUAUUCUCAUUCCCACCAUCAUGGCACACUCGGUGAAAUCUGUAUCAUUUUAAUAGGGUGAGCAAAGUUAACAUUUACCAGAUGUACCAGUCACCAUCCAAUUCGGCCUAUUAUGUAACCAGCUAAUGUUUGUGGUCUAGUCAAACAAAGAGACAUAGUUAUAACACAAAGAAGCCAGCUAUCAGUACACCACUGGAGCCUGAAUAAUAAAUCAACCAAGCUGAUAUAUUGGCUAAUCUAAGAUAAUUAUUGCAGAUGUGGUUUCGGUGCAUAUUCUGGUUGGUAAGUGUCGCAAUAGUUUCCCUUCAAACUCUGUGGCUAGUCUCACAAAAUGCCUCAGGCUAAAAAUGGUGAACUUUAAUUUACUUUAUUUGUGUGCAUUCCUUUGCGGAGGGCAGUGUAAAGCCUUGGAACCAGUGUUAAAUAAUUUUAAGUACCUCUAGCACUUAACUUCUGCCUACAUGUGUACAUAUUCCCAGAGACUCUAUGUAAACACAAUCUUGUGCCAUGUCCAUGAACAUAUCAGAGAUGUCAUCUUUGUAUCACUUUAUUUUGUCGUUAUAUAUAUAUAUAUAUAUAUAUCUCGUUCUUCUGUUGAACAUGUGUAUUUUUGUUUUUCCUUUAAAUGUGAAAAUGUCAGCAAACGACUACACACACGUCUUAUGGAUUCGUUACAUUAUUAAUUACGUUAAGCAAUUCCUGAAGGUAAUCUAAACCCAACCAAUCAGUUUCCAGCCUUGACCAUCAGAUCUCAGACCCAUCAUGUUUACUAAUCCCGUUCUCUGAUUUUUCUUCUUCUGUUCGUCUGUGAGAGAGGAGAUGUAAAGAAACGUUAAGUGAGCUCUAAGUGUUACGAGUUUUUGUUUUUCUCUUGGGAAGUGGGUGAAUAACAUUUGUCCAUCAGCCGUUCUCUGACAGCGCUAAUGCCAAAGGUUUUUCCUUUUUCUGAGGGUUUAUGUAAAUGGUUGGGUUCUCAUAGUUUCUGCUGCAAUGUUGCGUGAAUGGGCUUUCCAUGCAUAACUCACUAUAUGGAAUCUUAACAGGGGUUUGCAUUACAUGAUGCUACUUCUUCUGUUGAGAUCAGAAAACACAAUCCUGCCUCCUGAGACGCAGUAUGACGCGGUAAAUAUAUCAAAUAUAUAUGAAUGUUUGAAGUUACUGCAAUCGUCUUGUAAUGUUAUUUUUUUGUGUGUAUGUAUGUGUGGGUUUCCUGUUUCAUUAAUAAAGACUUUUUGACAAUA